Pomacea canaliculata is the source of this 3948-nucleotide messenger RNA. RefSeq lists its product as uncharacterized. The coding region runs from base 1 to 3948 and encodes 1315 amino acids. Gene Ontology annotation, biological process: DNA integration. The record is from RefSeq and is a predicted model, not a curated record. Gene Ontology annotation, molecular function: zinc ion binding; nucleic acid binding. The transcript is spliced from 2 exons. NCBI's taxonomy places the organism in Eukaryota, Metazoa, Mollusca, Gastropoda, Architaenioglossa, Ampullariidae.
AUGGCGCGUCUGAGGCCAGCAGUCACCAUGUCGGAGGUGUCUGUGAAGUGUGAGAGGCCAAAGUUGCCGAAAUUUGUAGACGGUAAAGACAGUAUGGACAGUUAUUUACAAAGGUUCGAGCGCCAUGCUGAGCUGUCUAGUUGGCCACGAGGUGAGUGGGCGGUGUCGCUCAGUGCGUUACUGUCGGGGCAUGCACUGGACAUUUAUUCACGCAUGCCGACAGAAGCAGUUCAAGACUAUUAUCAGUUGAAGCAAGCGUUGUUGAGUGGAUAUGACUUCACGGAGAACGGCUUUAGGCGACGUUUCCGUGCAAGUAAACCAGAGAAAGGGGAGAGCCCCGAGCAGUUUACAGAAAGGUUAAGAGCAUACCUUUAUAGAUGGAUUGAGGCAGCGGGGCAAAAGACGGACUUCGACGGUCUGUUGUAUAUAGUACUCAAAGAGCAGUUCAUCGAAGCCUGCCCCAAAGACUUGGCAGUCUUCUUACAGCAGCAAGAAGACCAAAGCCUGAAAGCAUUGUCGAAUGCUGCGACAAGAUACCUGCAGUCGCAAGGCAGAGAGUUCACAGCCAGGUUAAGAGGGUCCCUGUCUGCAGCCGACACGGCCCAGAACACCACAUCUGCCCAGCGCAGCCAAGGUUACGAUCGGCAUCAAGGCAACGAGCUGCGGUGUUAUUCCUGCGGUGGAAAGGGUCACAAAGCCAUGGCGUGCCCGAGCAACUCGAUGAGACAUUCAACCAGCCGCCAAACAUUGGAGGGAAACACACGACGGACUCCGCAACCGUCGAAUCGUCGUCCUGUAAUGUCAGCAAACGUGGCCAUUUGUGAGCGAGAUAGCCAAGGGCCAAGCUAUGAAGGCCGACGACAACACACGAUCGCUACUGACAGCACGACCCAGAACGAGCGGCACACUCCAGUGGUAGACUGCGCGUUUACCAUGAGAACGACCGGCGACAUUGGUAAUAUGCCGGUGUCACGCGGACAGGUGGGAGGUAACAACGUCACCGUGCUGAGGGACACUGGGUGUUCUGGAGUCGUCAUCCGGAAAGACCUUGUGUUAGAAGGCCAGUUCACGGGUAACAGCUCGAGGCUCAGAUGCUGCCACGGGCAUAGUCAGGAUGUGCCGACUGCUGAUGUUGAAAUAUCAUCGCCGUAUUUCAGUGGCCAGGUGAAUGCAGUAUGCCUCGAUAACCCGCCAUAUGAUCUGAUCAUCGGCAACAUUGAAGGCGCUAGAGCCGCUGAUGACCCCGACCCAGAGUGGGAACACACAUGUGCUGUAAUGACUAGAGCACAGGCGGCCCAAGAAAAAGUAAAAACCCAAGCUUUAGCUGUCAUACCGAACGUGAGAAUGCCUGACAUUGAUAAAGAAGAACUCAUUCGGAUGCAGCGAGAUGACCCGACACUGGACCAAUGUCGCAAGCAGGUCGCCAAGUACACAGAAGAUGACGAAAAGAUCAGGUUUGAGGAGAAAGGAGGGGUGUUGUACCGCAUAUUCCGCCAGCGAAACUUCCAUAAUGGGCAGCCGGUCCGCCAAGUGCUAGUCCCAGCUCCCUUACGGCGGUCAGUGAUGGACGUCGCACAUUCAUCCAUCAUGGGUGGUCAUUUAGGUGUCAGGAAGACUUUGGACAAAGUCACUGCAGCCUUUUACUGGCCUGGCAUCUCCGGGGAUGUAACCCGCUUUUGCCAGUCUUGCGAUGCCUGUCAGAAAACGGUGCAUAAAGGCAAGGUGGCUAAGGUACCUUUACAGAAGAUGCCGCUGAUUGAUGUGCCUUUUAAGCGGGUAGCGGUAGACCUCAUAGGUGAGAUUAAGCCCGCCAGCGAGUCAGGACAUAGGUAUAUCCUGACGCUAGUUGACUACGCAACCAGGUACCCAGAAGCGGUCCCUCUGAAGAAGAUCGAUACUGAGACCGUCGCUGAAGCCUUGAUUGGAAUAUUCAGCCGCCUUGGAGUGCCAGAAGAAAUACUUAGCGAUUUGGGACCGCAGUUUGUGUCUGAAUGCAUGAAAGAGGUCUCCAGGCUCCUCAGCAUUCGCCAGAUUACCACUACCCCAUACCACCCGAUGUGUAAUGGACUUGUCGAGAGAUUCAACGGUACCCUUAAGGCCAUGCUAAGAAAACUGUGCCGCGACCAGCCUAGACAGUGGGACCGAUACGUCAACGCACUGCUGUUCGCUUAUCGGGAGGUCACCCAAGAGGCUACAGGUUUUUCACCUUUUGAACUGUUAUUUGGACGAACCAUACGAGGUCCUAUGCACAUUUUGAAGGAGCUAUGGACCAAGGAGGUCAACGAACCCGAAAUUCGGAACAGCUAUCAGUAUGUAUUCGAGCUGCGGGAAAGGUUGGAAGAAACCUUACAGCUUGCAAUGACUGAACUAGAGAAGGCUCAAGGAAAGGCCAAGCAUUUCUAUGAUCGGAAGACGAAGAACAGAACGUUCAAGCCCGGCGACAGAGUCCUAGUGCUACUACCUUCAGACCACAAUAAACUGUUAAUGCACUGGAAAGGUCCGUUUGCAGUGCGAGACGUCAAGGGUCUGAACGACUAUGUCGUGUUUAUAAAAGGAAAGGAGAAGGUGUUCCACGCCAAUCUGCUCAAGCGGUACAUAGAGAGAGAUCCAGAUAGAGCGGCUGAAAACAUUACCGAGAUAGCAAUUGCUUCGAUUGCUAAUGGGCCGCCAAGCUUGAGCAACUCGGCAUCAUGUCAAGUGGCCACCAUCACGAGUGAUGAAGAUGGGGAGUCUUUGAAGAAGGAUAUCGAGGAAAUGCUGCGUUUGGGAAUUAUUCGGGAGUCCAAGUCACCCUACGCGUCGCCAGUUGUGGUAGUGAGAAAGAAAGAUGGAAGCAACAGGGUGUGCGUCGACUUCAGGAAACUUAAUAAACUUACCCACUUGGACCCAGAGCCCAUGCCGACGCCGGCUGAUCUGUUCCGACAGCUGAGCGGUGACAGAUUCUUUACGAAAAUCGAUUUGAGCAAGGGUUAUUGGCAAGUGACCAUACCCGAAGAGGACAUCCAGAAAACAGCGUUCGUGACACCCGAUGGUGUAUACGAAUUUUUGAGAAUGCCGUUUGGAAUGAAAAAUUCAGGUGCAACAUUGAGGAGAGGUUUAAAGAAGAUAUUAGACGACUUGGAGGGUAUCGUGCACUACUCCGACGAUAUACUGGUUCACACUCAGACUUGGGAAGAUCAUCUCCGCGUGAUCCGCGUGCUGCUUGAUCGCAUCGUCGAGAACAACCUGACUGCCAGGCCUAGUAAGUGUAUACUCGGCACUGAGGACGUAGACUUCAUAGGGCAUCGUCUUAAGAGCGGAGUGAAAGGAGUGCACGAGGACAAUGUCAAGAAGGUGAGAGAUGCACCAAGGCCACAAAAUAAGAAGCAGUUACGUUCUUUCCUUGGCCUGGCAUCCUUUUAUCGGGAGUACAUGCCUCACUUCGCAGCCGUGACGGCACCUCUCACGGAUCUUCUAAAGAAAGGACAGCCAAAUUCACUCGAGUGGGGUGAAGCGCAAGAGCGGGCAUUUGUUACAGUCAAAACAUUCCUGACCAGUGACCCGGUGCUGCAGCUCCCAGAUCCUUCUAAGAUGUACGUUUUAAGCACAGAUGCAUCAGAUACAGGGAUUGGGGCGGUUCUGAUGCAGGAACACGAAGGAAAGUUAUUCCCUGUUUGCUACGCAAGCAGAAAGCUGAAUGGGGCUGAGAGAAGAUACUCUACUAUCGAGAAAGAGUGUUUAGCCAUCGUAUGGGCGGUGAGGAAAUUCCGGUUAUACCUAGAAGGAGUUAGGUUUACCAUACGGACAGACCACAACCCUCUCACCUAUUUGAACACUGCACGAUUUGAGAACAAUAGGGUGAUGAGGUGGACCCUGUUUUUGCAGAACUUUGACGUGCAUUUUGACUCUGUAAAGGGAUCGGACAAUGUUGGUGCUGAUUUCUUGAGCCGGGUUGGCUCAAAGAACUGA